Messenger RNA from Lodderomyces elongisporus, 549 nucleotides. RefSeq lists its product as uncharacterized. The transcript has a single exon. NCBI's taxonomy places the organism in Eukaryota, Fungi, Ascomycota, Pichiomycetes, Serinales, Debaryomycetaceae. The coding region runs from base 1 to 549 and encodes 182 amino acids. The record is from RefSeq and is a predicted model, not a curated record. Gene Ontology annotation, biological process: mitochondrial electron transport, NADH to ubiquinone.
AUGAUGUUAAGGAUAAGUAGGUGCAAGACCCUAAACCUCAAAACACUCACCGCAUCAAGUGCAUCAAGAUCAAUAGUUUCAAAACGUUUUGAAUCAAACACCCCUUCGCAAGCUACACCAACGCCAUCCGUUGCAGAGCCAAAGGCAAGCCAGCUAACUAAGAAAGAUUUACAAAACAACGAGUUUGCUAAGCAGGCACCAAACAGAGAAACUACAUGGUCGCAAUCGCAAGAGGAGAGAAUCGAAGUUAUUUCGAAAUUUCCAUAUAGAUUUACACAACGUAACUUGGAACAGCAACCAAGACCACAUGCUGCAAUUGACUUGAUUGCCCAAGAACCAGUAAGAUACUUGACAGCCGAGCAAGGUAACAUUGCAGUUUGUGACGGAAACAAAGGUUCUACUGUACAAGGACACCCUAAGGUGUUUAUCAAUUUGGACCAACCCAAGCCUGCCACUUGCGGAUAUUGCGGAUUGAGGUAUGCCAAGGAAGAAUUCAAGGAGUUGAUUGAAGGUGAGAGUGAAGGUCCCCAACAGGCCCAACAAGCUUAA